Beta vulgaris subsp. vulgaris (sugar beet) is the source of this 1171-nucleotide messenger RNA. RefSeq names its product expansin-A13. Gene Ontology annotation, cellular component: extracellular region. Gene Ontology annotation, biological process: plant-type cell wall organization. The record is from RefSeq and is a predicted model, not a curated record. NCBI's taxonomy places the organism in Eukaryota, Viridiplantae, Streptophyta, Magnoliopsida, Caryophyllales, Amaranthaceae. The transcript is spliced from 2 exons. The coding region runs from base 179 to 982 and encodes 267 amino acids.
AAAAAGGUUCCCCACUCUCAAGUCUCAACUCUCAAGUGGCUCAAUCUUGAUUCAAAAGCUCCUUAGUCAAAAAAGCACUAACGAGAAGGACUAACUUUCCCCUCUAUUCUUCCUUCCGUAUUCUUGAGGCUUCUCUCUCAUUAAUCAUUCCUCAUUCCAAAUAUCUCUCCUCUUCGAAAUGCCAUUACAUCAAUCCCACUCUCACUCCCUUCUCAUUACAACAACAUUCACACUCAUUUUCUCUCUCCUCACUACCUCCGGCCACUACACCCCACCUCCCUCCUCCUCCGCCCUCCUCUCCGACUGGCACUCCGCCCGCGCCACUUACUACGCCGCCACCGACCCGCGGGACAUCGUGGGUGGCGCCUGUGGCUUCGGCGACCUCGAGAAGGCCGGGUACGGUAAAGCCACUGUCGGGCUGAGCACUGCUUUAUUCUCCAAAGGGCAGAUCUGCGGCGCUUGUUUCGAGGUUCGCUGUGUUGAGGACUUGCGGAAUUGUAUUCCAGGCACCUCUAUUCUUGUUACUGCUACCAAUUUUUGUGCCCCUAAUUACGGAUUUACUGCCGAUGGAGGUGGGAAGUGUAAUCCUCCUAAUAAGCAUUUUGUUCUUCCUAUUGAAGCUUUUGAGAAGAUCGCGCUUUGGAAGGCUGGGAAUAUGCCUGUCCAAUACCGAAGGAUCAAAUGCAGAAAGGAAGGAGGGAUUCGGUUUGCUAUCGAUGGUUCUGGAGUAUUUGUGUCCGUGCUUGUCAGUAAUGUUGCAGGUGUAGGCGAUGUUGUUGCAGUAAAAGUUAAGGGGUCACAAACUGGAUGGCUUCCGAUGUCAAGAAAUUGGGGGCAGAAUUGGAUACUCAAUGCUGACCUGAAAAAUCAGCCUCUUUCAUUUGAGGUCACUACUAGUGAUGGGGCAAUUCUCACAUCAUAUAAUGUUGCUCCAAAGAAUUGGACAAUAGGCCAAACUUUUGAGGGCAAGCAAUUCGAUUAGAGGCCCUGAUCUGUGAUAUUAUACUAACUGAAGAAAAUUCAGUUAUGUGAGAUUUUUUGGUACAACCUUCAUUAGUUAGCUUAAUUUAAGAAAUGGGCCACAGGAUUAGGGUAAAAUUCUAGUUCUGUAUCAUUGUAUUUGAAUGUACACUAUUCCCCACCUGUAAUAGAAUGCAUGUCUAGAAGGCCA